AUGAAGUUCUCCAGCUUUGCCAUCCUCGCUGUUGCCGCCCUUGUUCAGGCUAACCCGGCUCCCUCUCCUGCCCCUUCUCCCGCCCCCGAUCUGGGUGACUUCCUCGACGGCGUUUCUACCUGGCUCACAGGAAAGGCCGGCGAAAUCUCCACCUGGGCCGAGGGAAAAGAGAGCGAGGCCUCGUCCUUCGCCAGCAAGAUCAAGUCCAACGUCGAUGUCGGUCUCUCUAAGGGCAGUGCAGCCGCCAGCGCCAUCCACUCCAUCUUCUCCGAUGAGCCCUCCAAGGUCAUCGCCAGCCUGACCUCCGAGGCCGGCCCCAAGUUCAGCUCCCUCAGCAGCCUUGCCGCCACUGCCACUGGCGAAGCUGCCUCGUCAGUCAGCUCUGAAAUGUCCAAGCUCAGCGCCUCCCUCGCCAGCAAAACCAGCGAGGCUGCCGCUGCUGCGUCCGCCAAUUCCAAGGAUGCUGCCCCCGUCCAGACUGCCUAUAUUGCCAUGGGCGCGCUGAUCGGCGGAGCUGCGGUUCUUGCCAACAUGUAA
This is a messenger RNA of Trichoderma virens Gv29-8, 537 nucleotides long. RefSeq lists its product as uncharacterized. The transcript has 2 exons. Bases 1 to 537 code for a protein of 178 amino acids. The record is from RefSeq and is a predicted model, not a curated record. NCBI's taxonomy places the organism in Eukaryota, Fungi, Ascomycota, Sordariomycetes, Hypocreales, Hypocreaceae.